CCCGGAGACCAGUGACUAAAUCAGACCAGCAAUUCCGUCUACUCCCAUUAACCAAACUCUAAUGCCUCACAUCAUGCCAUUUUUACCCUUCCUAAAUGUCCUCAGCCUGAGGAGGGAACUGGAAGGAACGAACGCAGAAAUCUUCACCUGGGGAUGUGACGGGUACAGCGAAAGCACCAAGCAGUGGAGUGACUUGUGUGAUGAACAAGUUGGGGCGAUGGUCCGGGUCACAUCGACCGAUGAAGCAGCCACAGUUGUUCGCUUUGCCGCAUACCACAGAAUCCCUUUCACGGUCAAAGGAGGAGGUUACUCCACGACCGGUGCCUCGAUCACCCACGGUGGUAUUGUCUUGGAUCUUUCCAACCUACGAAGGGUCCAUGUCAAUCCGGUAUCUCGAAUAGUCACCGCUCAAGGCGGCGCCCUGUGGGAAGAUAUCGAUGUCGCAGCAGCUCAACAUAAGCUAGCAGUCGUCGGAAGCACACUGAAUCACAUCGGGGUGGCAGGAGCAACAUUGGGAGGAGGUUAUGGAUGGCUAACUGGCCGGUAUGGCUUGGCGAGUGAUAACUUGCUCUGGGCGAGGAUGAUCUUAGCCGAUGGCAGCGUGAUCCUCGUAUCGGAAGAGCAACAUCCAGACCUAUUUUGGGCCAUUCGAGGUGCAGGCCAAUGCUUCGGGGUGGCCAUUGAGUUAGCAUUCCGAGUUCACAGACAGGAUCACCCUGUAUUCGCUGGGACUCUUCUCUUCUCGGCGGAUAACUUACCUGCGAUUGUUGAGUUUGCCAACAAGUUCGAUAUUCUCACAGAUGGUAAUCAGGGAUUCUGGUUCGGGUUUGCCAUGCCGUCUUCAAUAGAUCGGUGCGCCAUCUUCGUGGCUGUCUUCUAUAAUGGGGACCAGACAGCCGCACGGAAGUUCUUUUCUCCAUUGUUUUCAAUAGGACCAGUGGUGGAUGAGACCGGAAUGCUGCCAUACGAUAGUCUCAGUGGCAUACUAAACGUGAUGGAUACAGUGUCUCGACGCAAAAUUCUUAAGGGGGCCGAUAUCACCCUCCCUGGUGAUGAAACCGUGGGUACUCGAAAAAGUCUUCGAGGAUCAAACAUUACUCUUCCCCUGGAUAUCAAUUUUGUCACAUCCAUAUACAGCGAAUUUGAUGGCAUCUUAAGAGAGUUCCCACAAGCCAGGGACAGCAUAUUGCUCUUUGAACUCCUGCCAAACACACAGAUCACCAAAGUUCCCAAUGAUGCCACCGCAUUUGCCAGCCGCGGUCCUUAUCAUAAUGUCAUUUCUCUAUUUGCAUGGCAGGAUGCAGAUCUGGAUGAGAGAAUGCACUCACUGCAAGACGAUAUCAUGAACCAGAUUGGGACACGUGGAGGUAUCGCAUGCAAAGUCGAUUAUAGCGUUCUGAAGCACGGGACAGGAUUAUACGCGAACUAUGCUGGACAUGACCUGCCCAUAGAGGCAAUAUUUGGAGAUAAUCUUCCACGUCUCCGAGAGUUGAAGAAGAAGUAUGAUCCUAAUAACAUAUUCAAAAAGUGGCACAACCUCCACACGUCCACGGUUACCCGGGAUAGCAUUUAAAUUGUAUGAAUAGGAUAUAGAAUUAGGG
Molecule: messenger RNA, 1601 nt
Organism: Penicillium subrubescens
Lineage: Eukaryota; Fungi; Ascomycota; Eurotiomycetes; Eurotiales; Aspergillaceae
Product: FAD-binding oxidoreductase
Exons: 3
Coding region: 62-1573 (503 amino acids)
Molecular function (GO): oxidoreductase activity; FAD binding
Source: RefSeq, a predicted model, not a curated record